AUGGUGGUGGCGGCGGUGGCGAAGGUGAUGGCGGCGGGUAUGGUGGUGGCGGUGGUGGUGGCCAUGGAGGUGGUAGCGGAGGCAGACAUGACGGCUCCAGCGGCGGCGGUGGCGGGUAUGGCAGCUACAGCGGCGGCGGUGGUGGGUAUGGCGGCUCCAGCGGCGGCGGUGGUAGGUAUUGCGGCUCCAGCGGCGGCGUUGGUGGGUGGUGGGUAUGGCGGCUCCAGCGGCGGCGGUGGUAGGUAUUGCGGCUCCAGCGGCGGCGUUGGUGGGUAUGGCGGAUCCAGCGGUGGUGGUGGUGGGUAUGGCGGCUCCAGCGGUGGCGGUUAUGGCGGUUCUAGUGGCGGCGGCUAUGACGGUGGGAGU
This is a messenger RNA of Homarus americanus (American lobster), 366 nucleotides long. Its product is annotated as glycine-rich protein 5-like. The record is from RefSeq and is a predicted model, not a curated record. The transcript has a single exon. The annotation marks the transcript as partial. NCBI's taxonomy places the organism in Eukaryota, Metazoa, Arthropoda, Malacostraca, Decapoda, Nephropidae.